Molecule: messenger RNA, 2834 nt
Organism: Plectropomus leopardus (leopard coralgrouper)
Lineage: Eukaryota; Metazoa; Chordata; Actinopteri; Perciformes; Serranidae
Source: RefSeq, a predicted model, not a curated record
AUGUUUGUCCCCCUGCCGGUCCCCUUCGUCUUUCAGAGAACAGCGUCCGACUUCAGCGCCUGGAGACUCAAGUCCUCGCUGGCUCCGCGGUCCAGCCCCGAUAUCAGGAUGUCUAAAGCAGCAGAGGAGGAGAAGCCUGGGGCUGAGUAUCCAGGGGACAGUUCAGACUCUGACAGAAACAGCCCCGAUGACCAGAUCCAGCCGAUGAAAACAAGCCCCUUCAGCGUCUCUCCCUCACCGGCUGGUAGCAAGGGAAAGAGCGAAGAGAGCUCUGAGAUGACCCAUAGCACCGUCCCUCCUGCACCUCCCUCUCAACAACAACAACAACAACAACAGCAGCAGCAACAACAACAACAACAUCAUCAACAACAGCAGCAGCAACAACAACAUCACCACACACAGCUGAUGCUGGCUGGCAGUCAGCUUGCAGGGCUUGCCGCUCUGCUUCCGGCCCAGCAGCAGCUGCUCCUCCAACAGGCUCAGGCUCAGCUCCUGGCGGCCGCCGUUCAACAGUCAAACGCCGCCCACGCCGCUCACGCUGCCCACGCCGCCGCGCAGCAACAAGCCAACCAACAGCAGCAGCAGCAGAACCAAUCACAAUCCCAGCAGCAACAGCAGCAACAACAAACCAAACAGGAACAAACUGUCCAAGCCCCGCCUCCACCGCAGCUGGCCCUUUCGCAGCCGAUCCAGCUCACGGCCCAGGACAUCCAGCAGCUGUUGCAGCUCCAGCAGCUGGUUCUGAUGCCGGGUCAUCACCUCCAGUCUCCUGCCCAGUUCCUCCUGUCUCAGCCAGCGCAGGCACAGCAGCCGCAGCAGGGUCUGCUCUCGACACCAAAUUUGAUCCAGCUACCUCAGCAAAGCCCAGGGGGGCUACUGACGACCCCACCACGCCUGGGACUCCAAGCACAGAGGGAGAAGAGCAGCGAUGUCGUGGUCGGUGGAAGCAGCAGCGGCAGCAGCGGCUCUAUAGUAGCCACCGGCAGCAGCGGCGUUGGUGUUGUGACGUCUGUAGGAGCCACCUCAGCAUCCAGCAGCGCCAUGGCGUCCUCGCUAGCAUCCGGCUUGCCUCCUGGAGGUCACGGAGGUCACAUGGGGGAAGAGCCCAGCGACCUGGAGGAGCUUGAGCAGUUUGCCCGCACCUUCAAACAACGACGCAUCAAGCUGGGAUUCACCCAGGGAGACGUCGGCGUGGCGAUGGGCAAACUGUACGGCAACGACUUCAGCCAGACCACCAUCUCCCGAUUCGAAGCUCUCAACCUGAGUUUUAAGAACAUGUGCAAGCUGAAACCUCUGCUGGAGAAGUGGCUGAGUGAUGCAGAAACUAUGGCAGUAGACAGCAUGCUGCCCAGCCCGUCCUCUCUCUCCUCCCCCAUGUUGGGCAUCGAGGGUCUAUCCGGACGACGCAGGAAGAAACGCACCAGCAUCGAGACCAACGUGCGAGUGGCCUUAGAGCGCAACUUCUGCACGAACCAGAAGCCUACCUCGGAGGAGAUCCUGCUCAUGGCGGAGCAGCUCAACAUGGAGAAGGAGGUGAUUCGUGUUUGGUUCUGCAACCGCAGGCAGAAAGAGAAACGCAUCAACCCGUCCAGCAGCACCACCCCUCCCCUGCCCAGCCAGACCUCGCCUGUUGUGACACACAAAGCCCCCUGCUACAGCCCGCACAUGAUAUCGAGCCAGGGUCUGUCCCAGGUCACCACCUGUCUCAGCACCACGGUGACAACCAACCUGCUACACCGCACCAACAUCCCUCUUCCUCUCUUCCUCUUAGCCGCCAGCUCUUCAGCGUCCUGCCCCAUGACCCCUGUCAGCUCUGCUGCAGUUGGCUCCACCUCUUCUUCUGUGACUCCGCCUCCUCAUAGCACAGCUAGCCCCGCCCCUCCCAGCCUCGGCGCCCACGGACUCAACACCGGGAACACAAUGAUGGGAGUAAGCACAGGGAUGAACCAGGCCCUCAUUGGCAGCAAUCCCCUGGCUACCAUGCAAGCCCUGGCAGCGAGCAGCGGUCAGCUGCCGAUCUCCAGCCUCGAGGGAGGAGCGGCUCACAUGCUCCUUGGUGGACCUGGAGGUCCAGCUGUACCUCCCUCUCUCCGUCCCUCCCUCUUCCUCAACCGCCCCACUCUCCUCCCCAUGGUGACCGGCUCCAUGGCGACAGCCUCCACACAGGCCAUGGGACUGGUCAGCAGCGGUGGCGGUGGUAUGUGCGGCCCGAGGCCCUCCUUUUCCCAUUCUCCGCCCCCUGGCGCCAGCGACCUCAUGAGCCCGACCUCGUGCCCCGAGGAGUCCGCGUCUCCUUGCUCAAGUCCGGCCUCUUUCUGUUCCUUCAGCGAAGCCUCGCCACCGCCUCUGGGAGGGGCCAUGGCCGAGUGACGCCUGACUGACAGCCAAAGUAUCCUAUCAGAGGAGGACGAGGAGGAGGAAGAGUUAACGGAGCUUUAAAAAUCUAAAUUUACAACCUCGCCUUUCAACCAAAGCCAUCUCUCUGUCUGAUCCAUCUCUGAUUUCGUCUCUCUCUAUUUCUCCCCGCUGAAGUCUUCUGAAGCCAAAAAUAUACACAGAUGGAUGACGGGAGGAAGCAAAGAGAGAGGGCGGAUGGAGAGGAUAGAGAGAACUGCAGAACGGAGGGGGGACAUUUGAAACCAAAUAAUGAUCUACAGCUGGAGAGGUGGCACUGAGGAGUGUUUUCGCUCGGCAUCGGGGAAACGAACAGCAUGCUUUUUAUCGGCUGGAGAAAAAAUAAACUCGCUGAGGGCAGGGAUGAGAAGCGAAACUGUGUGUGAGAAAUGGGAGGCAAAAAGAAAGACUUGUUUAACAAGCUCGGAAGGUCAUGUGGU